AUGGAGCCAAGAGGCCAGUGGAAUAAUAAAAUGGAGUUUAUGCUCUCCAUGGCUGGGAAGAUCAUCGGCCUGGGCAAUGUCUGGAGAUUCCCUUAUCUCUGUUACAAAAAUGGAGGUGGUGCCUUCUUUAUCCCCUACCUCAUCUUCCUCUUCACCUGUGGGAUCCCAAUGUUCUUCCUGGAGACAGCGUUAGGACAGUACACCAGCCAGGGAGGGGUCACCGCCUGGAGGAAGAUCUGCCCUCUCUUUGAAGGAAUUGGAUACGCCUCACAAGUCAUCGAAUCCUAUCUGAAUAUCUACUACAUCGUCAUCCUAUCUUGGGCUAUCUUCUACCUGUUCAGCUCCGUUACUGCUGUGCUUCCCUGGGCCACCUGUAAUAAUCCUUGGAACUCAGAUCGCUGCGUGGACUUUCUGAAUCACUCUAACGUGGAGAACUGGACAGCGCCUGCUAAUGCCACCUCCCCAGUUACUGAGUUCUGGGAGAAGCGAGCCCUGGGGCUCACAGACGGUAUUCACAAUCUGGGCACUGUGCGCUGGGAGCUGGCUCUCUGCCUCCUGCUCGCCUGGGUCAUCUGCUACUUCUGCAUCUGGAAAGGAGUCAAGUCCACAGGCAAAGUUGUUUACUUCACUGCCACAUUUCCCUACUUGAUGCUUUUUGUCUUGCUGAUUCGAGGGGUCACCCUGCCUGGUGCUGCUGAGGGGAUCAUGUUCUACCUGAAGCCAGACAUUUCCAGGCUUGCAGAUGCACAGGUGUGGAUGGAUGCAGGCACUCAGAUCUUCUUCUCUUAUGCUAUCUGCCAGGGGUGCCUGACAGCCUUGGGCAGCUACAACAAGUACAAUAACAACUGUUACAGGUAG
Emys orbicularis (European pond turtle) is the source of this 858-nucleotide messenger RNA. RefSeq names its product sodium- and chloride-dependent betaine transporter-like. Gene Ontology annotation, biological process: sodium ion transmembrane transport. Lineage: Eukaryota; Metazoa; Chordata; Testudines; Emydidae. The transcript has 7 exons. Gene Ontology annotation, cellular component: plasma membrane. Gene Ontology annotation, molecular function: gamma-aminobutyric acid:sodium:chloride symporter activity. The coding region runs from base 1 to 858 and encodes 285 amino acids. The record is from RefSeq and is a predicted model, not a curated record.